AUGCCAAACGCAGAAAAGAGCAAGCAGGACUCCAUCUUGGGUAUCACCCUUAAUGAUGCCAGGCUGAUCCUCCUCGGUGUUAUCCACACCAAUAGCGAGGGCAAGAUCGAUUACGAGAAGUUCCCGUACAAAAAUGUCUCCACUGCCACCAGCGCCUACGGCCAGGCGAAGAGGAAGUUAAUGAAGGCCAACGCCACACCCGCCGCAGACGCAUCCACUACAGUUGCAACUCAGGGAUCUGAUGACUCCACUGAUACGCCUUCUGCAAGCGGAACCGCACUCGAGGUGACGCCCAAGAAAGCACCUACCAAACGCAAGAAGGCUGCCGCCGCUGGAGCAGCCGGUGAGGACGGCUCAAACAUCAACGCCGAUGGUGAGGCGUCCUCUGCGCCUCCCAAGAAGCGCGCGCGAAAGUCCCCGGCAAAGAAGAAGACUGCUGCGAAGAAGAAGGAAGAUGACGUCGACGAAGACGGUGACAAGAAUAUGGACACCACUCCGUCUAAGAAGGGGUCCAAGGAGGCGGAGGCCAGCACUGCUCUCGAAGUCGAGGACGAAGACACUUUGAUGAAGAUGGACACUGAGGACAAGGCUGACGGCGAAGCUGGAGAGGACGAGAUCAUGGACGAAGCCGAUGCGGAAGUCGACGUCAAGGGAAAGGGGAAGGGAAAGGGAAAACAGAAGCAAGAGGAGCAGGAGGACGAUGAUAAGGGAAGCGAAGAGAGCAAUUCCUGA
Messenger RNA from Aspergillus calidoustus, 732 nucleotides. The record is from the annotation of a GenBank genome assembly. Lineage: Eukaryota; Fungi; Ascomycota; Eurotiomycetes; Eurotiales; Aspergillaceae.